Dibothriocephalus latus is the source of this 522-nucleotide messenger RNA. NCBI's taxonomy places the organism in Eukaryota, Metazoa, Platyhelminthes, Cestoda, Diphyllobothriidea, Diphyllobothriidae. The record is from the annotation of a GenBank genome assembly.
CUGGACUUCGAAACACCCGCUGUUACUCUGCUUCGGUGCAAUGUGACCACGGCUCAAGCUCAAGGCAACCGGAAGCAAAAUGCAGUGAUACAGGGUGCACCAGAAUCAACUGCUUCCGUUGCUGGGGAUAAGAAGGAGCACGAUCGAGGUCUCGUUCGGCAGUACGCUAAAUCACUGCUAAGAGGCUCUGAGUCUGUAAAAAUUCUCAAAACAUAUGAACCGGAUCAUGAACUCAAGGAACGCUGGAAAAUGCGACUUUUGAAAAACGAUUUUAAGGACCGAAAGAACAAAGGCGACACCGGCCUGCAAAUAAGAUGGUACCUCUCGCCUCAUCUCCGUGGGCACACAAUGAAGCUGUGCACGAAGAUGUCCAAGCUAAACCUCCGCAAUGAAUUCUUCACGCAACGUGCCAUACAACAGUGUGACAACCUUCCACAGUCAGUCGUGGAUACCACUUUCCUUCAGUUGUACAAACAAUGCUUGAAUAAUUACAUGUGUCACCUCUCUUCCCUCCAACUCUGA